AUGGUCGGCAGCGUAACACUCGCACUCAACGUCCUCAUCACGACGACUGCAGCGAGGAGUCUACCCCCAAGAGACGCUCCAUCUGCCCAUAACGCAACAUCACCUGCAUCCUCCACGCUUGUCUGGUCAGACUGUAGCGCGAUCUAUGGUGCUGGCUUCACAUGCGCCAAUUACACUGUACCUACGGACUGGGCGGUACCUAAUGGUGACCAGAUCAUGAUUGGUAUGAACCGCUUCCAGUCGAACACAACUGGUUUCGCCAAGAAAGAAAGCCUGUAUCUGAACCCCGGAGGACCUGGUGGCAUCGCGACUAGCGAUCUUACAGUCGCUGCAGCGUCAUUUAGCCACGAGGUCACUAGCAAGUAUGAUUUGAUCGCCGUCGAUCCUCGUGGCCUCGGCCUCUCGACACCCAUCCAAUGUGAUACCGAUCUGUGGAAUGAGCGUCUUUCCUACUUCCCCAAAACCGAGGCAGAGUUCGAUCGCAUGGUGCAGCACAACAUAGCUCUUGGUAAAAGUUGUUUGGAGCUGACCGGCAACCUCCUCUUCCACGUGGACACCCUCAGCAUCGCUCGGGACUUCGAAGCUGUCCGCAUUGCUAAUGGUGACGACAAAUUCAACUUCGUCGGCUUCUCAUAUGGCUCUCAGAUCGCCUAUCAGUAUGCUCAGCUUUUCCCAGGCAGCUUUGGGAAGCUCGUUGGAGACGGCAUCACAAACCAUGCAGAGUCAGAGACAGGCUCUUUAGUGACUGGUGUUCAGACCUACGAGGAUUCCUUUGUCAGAUUUGCUACUUGGGCUGGCACGAGCAAUGAGUCUGCUCUGUUUGGACAGGAUGUCUUGUCUUUGUGGGAUCAGCUCCUGGUCAAGUUGACUGAGACACCAUUGUCCGUCGGCUCUGGCCCGGGUCAUCUUGACAACAUCACCAACGAGGAGUUCCUGUUCAACUUCCCGGAAGCUCUCAUCUCGAAGGAAGCUGGUACUGGACCAGGCUGGGCGGCAGUCAGCGAAGCCUUGGCGCUAGCGUUUGCUGGAAACGGUAGCGGACUUGCGAGCUUUGCUCCAGCCGUAGUCGAUGGCGAGAUCGCGGCCAAUUCUGGCCCCUUCAGCUACCUCGCCGUGGGAUGUCUAGAUUGGACGUACCAUAGCACGACACUGGCAGAUAUCCUAUACAAGCAAAAGCUCAUGACGACAUGGGCUCCACAUACUCAAGGUGCGACACAGAAUUACGGCUAUCAAACGCAGUGUAUUGGUUGGCCUGCUCCCGUCAUCAAUCCACCUGAGCAGAUCGAGCUUCACACGGAUAUUCCGAUCCUGCUUGUCCAAUCGACUCACGAUCCAGAGUGUAGCUAUACCUGGGCUGUUGAGCUGCAGGCCCAGUUACCAAGCUCAGUCUUGCUGCUCAGGGAGGGAGAUGGUCACACUUCUUACCUUCUUGGUGGCGAGACAGCGGCUGCUGUCAACGCAUAUCUGAUCAACGGAACUUUGCCAGCGCAUAAUACUGUCUUGCAGAGCUAG
Molecule: messenger RNA, 1512 nt
Organism: Recurvomyces mirabilis
Lineage: Eukaryota; Fungi; Ascomycota; Dothideomycetes; Mycosphaerellales; Teratosphaeriaceae
Exons: 2
Coding region: 1-1512 (503 amino acids)
Source: RefSeq, a predicted model, not a curated record